CUAACAUUCAUCGUGGAACUGUAGAGUAGCGGAAGAAUCAGUUCUGUAUUUGGAGCCGUUACUCUCAGCUUGUAGUCGGGAUUUUGCCAGUCUCCCCUUUCAGAAGACACGUUGUUGCGACACUCGGCGACCUGCCCAUGGGAGAUUCUGUUCUCACCCGGAGCGCACUUUCCCAGAGUUCUUGCAGUUAACCAACGAUACUAUUUUCGGGAUGAGAUAAACGAGAGGGGCCUUUGAAAAAAAGUGUCGACGUGACUUUAACGAGACACCAGCACACAUAUUCCCGACGUGGCUCUAGUUUUUCUGUCUUCCGCAGCACUGCUGGGGUCGCCGUCUCGCUUCGUAUUCCCUUCCCUGGACACAGUGAAACUCACCGGAAAUUGCCCUGAAAGAAGCGGGGCAUGCAGGAGAUACAGUUCCCUCCUCAUUCCGAUGGAUGGCGCGCUGAAAAAAUGCUUCAGUUUCACACUGUUCUUCGCUUCUCUCCGGUAAAACUGCUGCUUGGAAAAAGAGCCCAUCCGUGCAGCACGCGUGCAGCGUCACUGGGCGAGCAAACUGUGAACGUGUCGAGGUGAUUACCCGUGAGGCUGAAACUGCCUCGCUUUCAGAACAUGAUUCCACUUUGCAUGUAAAACAUCUCAUAAUUCUCUCGCCUUAUUUGCUUGUUCUGUUCCUGCACAACCCGUGGAUUUACGUUGAUGCCGGGCUGACAGCCGCAGGUUUCCGUCGCCUCUUGUCUAGAGAGCUCUCAUUCAGGCUGAAGAGUGUUUCCCCCCUACAGUCAUUUCCUGGUUAUGUUUUUCCAUUCCCCUGUCGACUAAACGUGCGAGAAGCACCAGUCUAGGCAGAAACCGAGGUUCCUUAAUUUCCCCCGUCAGCCUCAACCGCCGAAACGAAGCGGCACACACAGUUCCGUUUUCAUACAAACGUACGGUGGUAACAGCCUAUUCAGGGUAAACCAAAGUUUCUGUAAUUCCGUGCAGUAUGUAUGAAUGCGCAAAGUGAGACUUCUUGGCGAUCUACGAUAACCCUCGCGCACGCGCUCUUUCUCGAGGCCUUCAUCCACGUCAGCAGAAUGGCAGCGCGGCUCGGAGUCUGUUCUAGGGGGUCCGCAAGCAAGUGUGCUUCCAGAGAAGCGACAGCGUCUUUCUCCGGGAGAUCGCUGCUCCGUCAUGGUGAGUACGUCCUCGUCUGUCGUAGAGUCACCUUCCUCUUCCUCCUCUACGCGCUCUGCUUGAAUGUGCCUGGCGUCUUCGCUGAGUAUCCGCGAGGCGGCCGCAGUCGGGGUAGCGGCUCCUCCUACGCCAAUCAGCACCAGCGCGUAACUCGCGCGACCCCGCUGUUCGGUUUCUCCAGAUCGCCUUCGCCGGAGUCUCUGGUGACGGCUCUGCUUCUUUUUGCUGGGUUUGCUGCUCUAUUUCUGCUCCUUGUGCGGCGCGGGUCCUCCCGGACCUCGUCAGCGGCAGCCACGGGUGUAAUCGGAGGCAACGCUACUGAGGGCAAGGACGAUGAUAGCGUUUUUCGCCCAUGCGCGUCGAUUUGUCUCAAUGAGAUUCUGUUGAAGAAGUCCGCGGACGGCGACAAGUUUGUGACGGUGGAUGCCGCCAUCGACCCCUUUCUCUCUCUGUGCAGUUGGAGCAAGCUCUUCGUUUUCGUUCAAGUGAACACCGAUGAAGAGGAGCAACAAGUACUGGACGAACUUGAAAAACUCCAGGCGUUCGAACGCGGUCUUCAGCGCCAUAGGGUCAUGUUUUCUUCCACCAGGAAUGGUCGAGCGUCGAUGGUCCGUCAGCUGCAGCCCCUCACUCACAUCGACGCUGAUGAUUUCAUUGCCGUCACGCUCGAGGGCAAGGUUCCUAAUGUAGUCUACCUUCAAGAACCUCUCAAGGAAUGCGUAGCUGUACUUCAAGCAGCGCUCCAAAGCCCAACGGCAGCAUAGAGACAGAAGGUGAACCUGCUACGCUGGCGCUGGGCGAUCGGCGUCUGACUAAUGUUCGACUGACUUUUGUAUUCGGGGUCCGUGCUCUCAAUUGUUCUUUCUUUUGGUUCGAGACUGUAGAAGUGUACCAGCAGACCUCUGGCAAGGGUAGGCACGACUGCGAGGAGCUGAUAAUAUACCGGAGCUGUCUGACGCAGUUGUUGUUUCAACUUGGCCAAGAACUCGUUUCUGAGGGAUGCGUUUGUUUGCUUCACCCGGUUCUCUCUUUUAGCAGUGGCGUUCUGGAUGGCGGCUCCCUUUCCCGCUGCGAUCUGUUUCUGGCGGGGUGACCUAUCCGGGAAUCCGACAUCGGACUCUAUUGGCUUAGCGACGUGGCUGAACAAAUACUAGUAUGGUCAUAGGAAAGUUAACGGAACCUCCCCAGAAACACAGAUCGGACGUCGUGGCACACUUCGUAUGCCGCCAUGUCCUUUCUUACUGACAGACCGCGGCGCCGUUUGGGGACGAAGUGAGACACCGUGGCCUUUGAAACUGGAGUUACUGUCGUUUCGAUGGAACAUUCCUCUUGUGCUCGUGCCACCGUGGGAACGGCGGUAUGCUGCACUUUUUUCAAAAACAUCUUCACACAGAACAGAACAAAGGCGCGCCUUGUGAGGAGGGCGCGUCUUGCGGGAAUGAACGAAAGUAGUAUGCUGUCCAAACAGACGAAAGUAAAUGCCACUUAAAAGC
Messenger RNA from Toxoplasma gondii ME49, 2668 nucleotides. RefSeq lists its product as hypothetical. Gene Ontology annotation, biological process: peroxisome organization. The record is from RefSeq and is a predicted model, not a curated record. Bases 989 to 1939 code for a protein of 316 amino acids. The transcript has 7 exons. Lineage: Eukaryota; Apicomplexa; Conoidasida; Eucoccidiorida; Sarcocystidae.